CUCUCCUUUUCUCCCUCUCUCCCAGGUGAUGCAGGUCGUCAAUGCGGAUGCCGUCGUGGUCAAGCUUAACUCUGGCGAGUACAAAACCAUCCACCUGUCCAGCAUCCGACCCCCCAGGAUCGAGGGCGAGGAGAAGAACAAAGACAAAGACAAGCGUUUCCGUCCCAUCUACGACAUCCCCUACAUGUUCGAGGCCCGCGAGUUCAUGAGGAAGAAGAUCAUUGGCAAGAAGGUAAGAGAACCACGCCCACAAGUCCCACUCAUGUAGAGCUGUAGUUGACUA
This is a messenger RNA of Salvelinus fontinalis (brook trout), 283 nucleotides long. RefSeq names its product staphylococcal nuclease domain-containing protein 1-like. Gene Ontology annotation, molecular function: nuclease activity; RNA binding. The transcript has 2 exons. Bases 29 to 268 code for a protein of 79 amino acids. NCBI's taxonomy places the organism in Eukaryota, Metazoa, Chordata, Actinopteri, Salmoniformes, Salmonidae. Gene Ontology annotation, cellular component: nucleus; cytosol. The record is from RefSeq and is a predicted model, not a curated record. Gene Ontology annotation, biological process: mRNA catabolic process.